GAGCUGACCUCUUUGCUCCAAUUACCCGUGCUAGAUUCGAAGAGCUUAACAUGGAUCUUUUCAGGAAGUGUAUGGAGCCUGUUGAGAAGUGUCUCCGUGAUGCUAAGAUGGACAAGAGCUCAGUCCAUGAAGUUGUUCUUGUCGGUGGUUCCACCCGUAUCCCCAAAGUUCAACAGCUUCUCCAAGAUUUCUUCAAUGGUAAAGAGCUCUGCAAGUCUAUCAACCCUGACGAGGCUGUUGCAUACGGUGCAGCCGUCCAGGGAGCUAUUCUAAGCGGUGAAGGAAACGAAAAGGUUCAAGACCUUCUCUUGCUCGAUGUCACUCCUCUCUCCCUCGGUCUUGAAACUGCUGGUGGUGUCAUGACCACUUUGAUCCAGAGAAACACAACCAUCCCGACCAAGAAGGAGCAGGUCUUCUCCACUUACUCAGACAACCAGCCGGGCGUGUUGAUCCAGGUGUUCGAAGGUGAGAGAGCCAGAACCAAGGACAACAACCUUCUCGGUAAAUUCGAGCUCUCGGGAAUCCCUCCGGCUCCACGUGGUGUGCCUCAGAUCACUGUCUGCUUUGACAUUGACGCAAAUGGUAUCCUCAACGUAUCUGCUGAGGACGAGACCACCGGACAGAAGAGCAAGAUCACCAUCACCAACGACAAGGGUCGUCUAUCCAAGGACGAGAUCGAGAAGAUGGUUCAAGAAGCAGAGAAAUACAAGUCUGAGGACGAGGAGCACAAGAAGAAGGUCGAGGCCAAGAACGCUCUUGAGAACUACGCUUACAACUUGAGGAACACCAUCCGUGAUGAGAAGAUCGGUGAGAAACUUCCCGCGGCAGACAAGAAGAAGAUAGAGGACUCGAUUGGCGAAGCAAUCCAAUGGCUCGAGGGUAACCAAUUGGCUGAAGCUGACGAGUUUGAAGACAAGAUGAAGGAGUUGGAGGGGGUUUGUAAUCCGAUCAUCGCUAAGAUGUACCAAGGAGGAGCUGGUGGUGAAGCCGGUGGUCCAGGUCCCCAUGCUAUGGACGAAGAUGCUCCUCCUGCCUCAGGUGGUGCUGGCCCCAAGAUCGAGGAAGUCGACUAAGUUGUUUCUUAGUCAUCGUUUUGUGUUCGUUUUUUUGUGAUUUGUCUUUUUUAUUUGAGCCAAGUAACUCUCUGUUUAUUGUUGUUUGGUGACCCUUUCUCUUUAAAAUGCUUAGUGGUAUAACUGGUUACAUACAUAUCUGUGUCGAAUUCUUCACAGGGCUACCAAUAAAUGGGAUUGAGCAGUAGACAAAACGAUAAAACUA
Messenger RNA from Camelina sativa (false flax), 1278 nucleotides. The record is from RefSeq and is a predicted model, not a curated record. Lineage: Eukaryota; Viridiplantae; Streptophyta; Magnoliopsida; Brassicales; Brassicaceae.